ACGGAGACUGUCACCAUGACGCUCACCAAAGGCUCCUUCACCUACUCCAACGGGGAGGAGUACCGCGGCGAGUGGAAGGAAGGUCGCAGGCACGGUGUUGGGCAGCUGACGUUUGCUGAUGGCACCACUUACGUGGGGCACUUCGAGAACGGGCUCUUCCAUGGCUGUGGGGUGCUUACCUUCUCCGACGGCUCCAGGUACGAGGGGGAGUUUGUGCAGGGCAAGUUCAACGGCGUAGGCGUCUUCACCCGCUGUGACAACAUGACCUUCGAGGGCGAGUUCAAAGGCGGGCGUGUGUAUGGCUUUGGUCUCCUGACCUUCCCUGAUGGCUCCCAUGGGGUGCCCCGCAAUGAGGGCUUCUUUGAGAACAACAAGCUGUUGAGGCGGGAGAAGUGCUCAGCCAUCAUCCAGAGGGCCCAGGGUGCCUCCAAGUCUGCCCACAGCCUGACAGCAUGA
Indicator indicator is the source of this 456-nucleotide messenger RNA. It is a transcript of the gene MORN4, whose product is annotated as MORN repeat containing 4. The coding region runs from base 16 to 456 and encodes 146 amino acids. The transcript has 4 exons. Lineage: Eukaryota; Metazoa; Chordata; Aves; Piciformes; Indicatoridae. The record is from RefSeq and is a predicted model, not a curated record.